ACAAACCGACUCGCUUCGCACACGUUCCACCGGACUUCCAAUUCACAAAAGGGAAACGCACAUCACGGCAGGAGAACUCCGACAGAAACCUGCCCUCAAUCUCAGCGGCGCUGUCACACAUUUGCACACAGACAUCCAAACACACUCACAGCCACACACGCACACACACAGAGCCACACGCGCGCACUGAAGAGCAAACAGUCUCUCUCCCUUUCUCUCUCGCUCUCGCUCACCCACUCUCCUCUCCCUCCCAUCCACACACGCACACCACUACAGUAUAUCAGCUAGCGACUGGCAGGGAAACGGAGGGGAGAGCAGAAAUGAAUGUGAAGAUCUUGACGCUGGUGAUUGUGCUGGUGGUUUCUCUGCUGUGUUCAGCCAGUGCUGGUCCAAUGGCCUCCACCGAGCAUAGCAAAGAGCUGGAGGAGGUGGGCAGCAUGAGGACUCCUUUGCGGCAGAAUUCCGCUCGAGCCGGCCGGAGCCAAAGACCUUCUGGCUGGAGGAGGAGACGCCCUCGACCCCGCCUCUCCCAUAAGGGGCCCAUGCCAUUUUAGAGCAAGGCACAGCUUAGAGUGCCCUCCCCCUUGGUUCUGAUUUCUAUGCUCUUCCUUUGCCUUGGGGGGGCCUUGCAACAAGGGGCCUUUGCUAGCCCAGCCUGAAGAGUGAUGUCCAUAGCACCUGCUGGUUCUUCAAGCAACUCUUCUUCUGUCCACAAAAAAACCAGGACAAGCCACUCACCCUCAGCUCUACGAAGAAUUGUGGGCCGGGAACGGGGGUGGGGGGUAUUGAGCCCGAGCUAUCAGAUUCUGUCUCUCUCUGUCUGUCUCUCUCCUCCUGUGGUUUUCCUCAUUUGCUUUCUAGAGCCCUUUCAUGGCCACACUUUGCAUGAUGUGUGAGCAGUGGGGAGCCUGGUCCAAACAGUUAUAGUCCGAAAGCGUCAGUUUCUUCUCCGAGGUGUGCUAGUCCCAUUCUCUCCAAUGUGAAGGUGACCACAGCGCUUUGUCCCAUUGCUACGUGUUGGCAACUCCUGGCUUAUAAAUGGCGUUUAUGAGGGAAAGAAGUGGCAGGGAAACUAAAGUGAAGGCACAACUAAAUGCUCAGGCCCAUUAUGGCCAGCAACUUUACUUUUUAUUUUUUUUUUUUUGUUUUACAUCUCACACAAUUUUACCAAAAAUUGGACAGUUGGCUUAAUAAAGUGCAUUUACAUGGCAAACUGCUCACAAAAUGUAAUUAUCAAUGUUUAAAAACCCAAAAUGUUAACACGUGCACAAUAAGCGCAUUGAAUAAGCGUCCAGAAUGCUGAUUGUAAUGUAAAUGCAAUCAAUGUUUUCGGGUUCAGUUAUAAUUACUGAUUACAUAAUUACCUCUAAAAAUGAUGAAUGAAUAUAUAAUUCAUGGUCACAUCUACUUAAAGCAGCUUGAUUACAUCUCACAGUGCUGUCCAGUGGUCAUUAUACAUCACCCCACCAAUGAGCUUAAGAGUUGUCAGCCAUCCGAAGCUUAAGGAUAAAGCCACAGUGUCUCAUUAUCAAAAUCACACUCCACUUCCAUGAGCGUGAGAUCAUCGGUCCUGAGCCCUCUUCUCCUCCCCCAUGACACACGCUGCUUUACAGCAGAGAUACAUGACUGUUAACUGGCCAGGGUGAUCUGCUUCACACGGCGGACCAUCUCUCCUUUUAAUGAAGUGCCAAAUAGCAAAUCUACUCCACAGUGCUGCCAGGAGAAGAAAAGUAAACAUGUUACCUCUUAUCUUGGGGGAAGCAUAACAUCUAACCACAUGUACACGUUUUGCCAUUUGUUCGAACACCCAAUGUAAAGGCAAUGGUAGCAUGGUUUGAAGACAUUAGACCAAAAAGAAAGAAAGAAAGAAAUUUCCUUGCAGAUCUGAUGAUUUUUUUCCCCUUGACUGAACUCUAUGCCUUUAUUUGACAUCAUACUGGAAAUGAUUUCUCAUUCUUUUGUUGUAUUUUUGUUAUAUUUCAGUUCAUUUCUCAGGGUGCUGUGACAGAAGCCUGUAUGGUCUAUAUUACACGAGUUUAUUUAAGAACACACAUUAUUUGUAUUCACACCAUUUAGCUUCAUGCGUAUGUAUCCACCACUUUUUAGCUAUAUCCAGACUACGUUUAUUGUUUUCUCCCCAUUGGGAGCAGUUGCCUUUUGAGUUUGGGCCUCUUUGGCACAGGUGGCCACAGCCUGGUUAUUAAACCCCAUUGCUAAUCGGUUUUAGAUUGGAAUCACUAAAAUCUCCUUCAGAGCUCACGAGACAAAUUGGCAUAGAAUGACCACACCACCUUAGCGUUCGACCGAUUUAUGAUGUAAUAAUCUAUGAAAACGAGCAACCCUUGGCUUAGUCAAACCUUCGUAUUACGAGGCCGAGAUGAUAGGCUUUUAUGAGACUGUUAGCUACACUCAUAAUUCCGACGCUUAAUUAGACAAUGCACCGAGUUAUUGCAAAUUAGCAUUUGAGUCCCUCCCUCAUUUCCUGUUCGGCAUUUCUCUGUGGUUAUGAAAAGAUCCACAAACAUUGCCUUGCGGCAAAGUCAGCUCUUCAUAAGAGAGUGCCUAAAAACCUACAUCGGUAAAACACCCAGCCAAGCUCACCUCGAUUAAAAAUGUAUCGAAUCUUAGGGCGCCGUGAAUACUAAUAAUUCCAGUCACGCCAUGAUUAUUUCAUACCCUCUCAGACAGAGAUGUGGAUUUCAUUAACGCUUUCGCAGAACGAUAGUGCUCCCGAGAGCUCUGCUUCAUGGAUCAGUAGGUCAGAAGGUUUGAGGGCGGCAUCUGAAGAGUCUGUUCGAGGUGCAGAGUAACGCCUGUAUCCAUACUGUCGUUCAUGAAUGUAUCUUCGCCAUCCUCGCCGGAGCUGAGCUGAGGGCCGUCGAGCAGUGUCUCAGUUCAGCUCAAGCCUUGAAUCUUGAAAAACUAGCCCGUCACUGCUACAUACGACAACCGACCCCGAUCCCCCCCUUCCCACCGAUGGUGAUGGUUAUCUGUUUCAUCAAACAUCCAAAGACAAAUAUGACAAAAUCCAAAGCUUGCUAUAGCAGAGACCCCUAUCAAUCACUUGGCUUUCCUCCAACACCUCUCUGUAUGGACACGCAAGGCUGCACUUUUGCAAUUCCAUUAUGCUGCUGGAAAAGUAAAUCCUGAAAACAAGUCUUUUGGCAUGUAAUGGUUUUCCAGUGUCUUGUGACAAUUAAAUUGACUGAUUCUUGUCUAGCUGGUUGUCCAAAGCCUACUUUUCAAUAGAGUGUGGAAAGCUGUAUUUUAUUUUUGUGUGUAUGGUCGUACAAAAGUGUAGAAAAAGUAGUCUGCUGCACAAUAUGUCGUGGACACAAAAGAGCUUUCUCACCCUCCUCUGCCGUCAAACCGGGUCCGUCGUCUCCGUCAGCACAUCAGGUUAAUGGAGCUUGCGGCGUCAAGAGAACAAGCAUGUCCAGACUCAAAACUGAAAUGGCAAACACUCACACGUUAUACUUACAGAGCACAAAUCAUUUUCUAUAAACGUUUUUCUCUCACAAGAGAAACUCAUUCCUAUUCUACCACGUGUUUCUGCCCAUCAUAAGUCCUAUGCACUUGUACGCACGUUCCACUUAAUCAUUCAGAGGUCUUUAGUUUACAGACCUUUGCAUGGGAGAAAAAGAAGCUGUUUGUAUGUUAAAAACAGAGCUGUAAAGAUUGAAAAGAGGUCUGAAGCGUUUAGAGUAUAAAGCAACGAAUACUAUACUCAAAACUCCCAUUUGCCCUUCAUUAGGGGACACUUCUGCUUUCAUAUUUGACACAGAAAGAGAAAACGCCCAUUUGGCCGCUUGUUUUCCAUUAGCUUGUCACGGUGCAUGUAAAAUGUGGCGACCAGAUCGAGUAACCGAAAUUCAAUCCCAACAGUUCACAAAUGUCCACCAACUGGUUGGGACGCUAAGAAUGCUCUGAUUAUUCUGUUGCUUCGAACACAACUUCACACCCAUUAAGAGCUCUAACCUCCAACCAAAACAUGCAUCCAUACGCACGGCCUGUUUGCUCAGCACACCCCAUCCAUUUCGAUUCUCGAAUCUGUAGUCAGGCCUGGCAUUUCAACAGUAUUAGUGGGCCAUGUGAAAAGCAGCGCAACGGCAAGGUAUUAUUCCUCCUCUUUAUUCCUGUUGGAGGUG
Messenger RNA from Labeo rohita (rohu), 4148 nucleotides. RefSeq names its product apelin (gene apln). The transcript has 3 exons. Gene Ontology annotation, biological process: signal transduction. Gene Ontology annotation, molecular function: hormone activity; apelin receptor binding. Bases 321 to 554 code for a protein of 77 amino acids. The record is from RefSeq and is a predicted model, not a curated record. NCBI's taxonomy places the organism in Eukaryota, Metazoa, Chordata, Actinopteri, Cypriniformes, Cyprinidae.